Anopheles coustani is the source of this 1667-nucleotide messenger RNA. RefSeq names its product 28S rRNA (cytosine-C(5))-methyltransferase-like. The transcript has 3 exons. Bases 80 to 1525 code for a protein of 481 amino acids. The record is from RefSeq and is a predicted model, not a curated record. Gene Ontology annotation, molecular function: methyltransferase activity. Gene Ontology annotation, biological process: rRNA base methylation. Gene Ontology annotation, cellular component: nucleolus. Lineage: Eukaryota; Metazoa; Arthropoda; Insecta; Diptera; Culicidae.
AGAAUUAUUUCGGUGUUUUGUUAAAUAUCGUGUUAAAUUUCCAUUAUCACAUUGCUCAAGUUGCUGAGACUGUGCAAAGAUGGUUCGCGAUGGUACAGAAAAUCAGAAGCAGCAUAAAAUUCCGGUUCCUACCAACUAUCGUAUGGCGGCCAAAUAUCUUCGCCAGGCGAUCCAUGAGAAAAAGAGCAUCAAAUCCGAAUUGGUCGCUGGUAAACACUUUCGCACUGGUCGAACCAUCAUGCAUCGCCUUACGACCAACAUGCCGCAAAUCAACGCAAUCAUGACUAACAUCGAGUUGCUGAAGAAGGAGCCCAAAUUGAACGAAUGGUUGGCGCGGGUGUUGAUAGGUGAGCUGCUGUUCGGGCGCGGCGAACUAAAUGGGAUGUCUUUGCCGGUGGAGUGCGUUCGUCGCUACGAAUCCGAGAUUUUUGAGGAGUAUGAAAAGACCAAGGACGACAUAAAACCUCUUACAAGAAGUCUCAAAGAGCCACGAUUUGUACGAAUCAAUACGAUCGCUCUUAAUCUGGAAGGUGCGAAGCGUAUGAUGGAGGAAGAAGGUUGGAUCCUGGUGGAUGAAGAAUUUGCCGACUACAGUUCGUUUCUGGAACGUAUGCGGGCACUUGGCGAUUCGGAGUAUAUGGUUGACUUUCACUUCAAAGAUAUGCUGGUGUUUCCCUGGAGUGCUAAAAAUUACUGGGCCCGUUCAGAACUUGUGGGGACGAAAUUCUUCUUACAAAACAAGGCCUGUCUGGUGCCAACAUAUUUACUCAAUCCGGUGAAGAAAUCUGUCGUGUUGGACAUGUGCUCCGCUCCGGGGUUGAAAGCAACGCAUCUGGCGUGUCUGAUGAAAAACAAAGGGAGACUGUACGCCGUCGAAAUGAACGAUGAACGCUACAAGGUGUUGUGCCAGUAUACAACUGACUUUGGCGUUAUAAAGACCAUCCAUGGGGACUGUCUGGAAAUUACCGACGAACAAGUGCCGGGCGUGCAGUACAUCUUGAUCGAUCCAAGCUGCUCGGGCUCGGGAAUGUUAAACCGCAUCGAUGCGUCAGAACCGGUUGAUGAGGAUAGAUUGUACAAGCUGUCCGGAUUGCAGUACAAGCUACUGACGCAUGCGAUGAACGGUUUUCCGAAUGCCAAACGCAUCGUUUACUCGACGUGUUCCAUACACGAGCAAGAAAAUGAGCGAGUCGUUGAAAGCAUUCUGCGCCACAACGGUCACUUCAAGCUGCUAGAUGCACGAGAGGAGCUAGGAAAGGAGUGGCUCAACCUAGGCUCCGAGAAGUAUCCCGGAAUCGGCGAACGGUGCCUGUACGCUCGGACGGAAAUUGACCUUACGAUCGGCAUGUUUGUAGCCGUUUUCGAACGGUGCGCCGAAGGAGAAGUGAAUGAAUUUUACGUGCAAAAUCAAACGUAUCGCGAAAAGAAUGCUCCCAAGAAAAAGCGAGAUAACGACUACAAUGGCGAAGAGGCAGAAGGUUCAGAAAAGCCGAAGAAAAAAAAGAGUAAGAAACAAAACUAUUGAAAAUAAAACAAUCGUGCUAAGUUGAACAAGGGAACAAAGAUUAAUAGCUAAGAUUGGGUGAAAAUAAGUUGAAGAAUACAAAACAGGAAAGAAAAGUGUUUUAGAAUUAACGGAAAACUCGCUUAUGUUUACUUACCUGUAU